AUGUGUUUCCGUCCAGCGUUCUUUGCGGUGCUGGUGGCCGUUGCCUUUGCAGACCACGACGACCCGAAAUUAACUGACACCUUAACAGCGAAGCUGAUUGGCACCAAUAAGGUUCCCAAGAAUGACUCCGCAGCUGUGAGGAAGGCCGUUGGUGACAAGAAAGGCGUCGUGUACAUGAAGCUCGAAUUCUACAGGAAGGAGGGCGAGGCUGUGUGGGUACAGUACUCAGUGAAGGCGUCGAAGCUGGAGGGCGAGAUGCCGCCCACCAAGACGCACAUCCACGCGGGUUUGAAGGGGCAGAACAACCUCGUGCUGCUGGACCUGCCUUGCAAGUACAAGCAGAAGAGCCGCAACGACUGGCGCUGCGAGGGCGUGAUUGAGAAUCUCUCGCAGGUGGCGGAUCUGACGAAGGUCACGGAUAAGCCCAGCCAGUUCUAUGGGAAUAUCCACACCAAGCGGUACCCUGAUGGCGCCGUGCGCGGCCAGUUCUCCAGGAAGUAA
Closterium sp. NIES-65 is the source of this 501-nucleotide messenger RNA. The record is from the annotation of a GenBank genome assembly. NCBI's taxonomy places the organism in Eukaryota, Viridiplantae, Streptophyta, Zygnematophyceae, Desmidiales, Closteriaceae.